AUAUAUAAAAUACGAUACUUACCUUUACAAUUUAAACUUCCUUAUUCAAAUAUUUCUUUGGGAUUUUAAGUUAAGUGGAUAAAUAUGAAAAUUUCAAAUUAUUUUACUAUUGUGGUAAUAAGUUCAUAUUUAGAGAAUGGUGAACAUAUGAAAGCGGUUGCUUGUGAUACGACUCCUCCAACCCAAGGACCAUGCCACGAGUCGCUCACUGUGAAAACAGGGAGAGCUUGUUAUUAUGGCUCGAAAAACACAUUCGCAAGCAUAUCUUGUUCUUCUGGAUAUACCUUUACUCCAGGAUCUGUUAGUUGCCCUAAACAAAUAUGGAUACCUUCAUCAGCAGCAGAGUGUUCACCAAAAGUUACAACAACAACAACACCAAAUACAACAAUAAUAAUGAUAAAAACAACAACAACAACAGUGUUGUCCACAAUGUCAUCCACUUCGAAGCUAUAUCCAUCUUAUAGUUCCUUGUUUUCUACUGUACAUGAUUCAGCCUCGUUUCAUUCAACAUCGACUUCAGCAACCUCGUCUACUCAUAAGGUGUUGCCGUCUGAGAGUAACUUUGUGUCAACGUACUCAACGGUCACAAGUUCGGAAACACCGUAUUUGACGACAUAUAAAACGAUGUCAAAAACAAAAAUGGAAACAUCAAGCUCCUAUUUUCAAACUAAACCAUCUACAUCCUCUUCAAGACAGGCUGUAAUAAGUUCAAGUAUAAUAACAGCUUCUCCGACCAUGGUACCAUCAGAUCCUGCGGCAUCAGAGCAAGCAAAAGACUCAGAUAUAAUCUCUGCAUACAUCAUUACUCCAGUGGUAGUUUGUGUUCUUGCACUAGUAUUAGGCGUUGCUUUCUUAUGGUGGAGACGAAGGACUCGUAAGCCUGCAGCUUCAUUUGAAACACGUGGACCUGGCUCAUUAAUAGCAAACCAAAUUUACGGAGCGAAUGGCAUAGAUAGAAAUUGUUCUUUAAUAAAUGUGCGUCAAUCAAGAGUGCAUGAGUACGCAGAAAUACCUUUAGACAUAAUGAAUUCAGAUGGAACCAAAGGAGAUAAUUAUGAAACAAUUGAUAUUCUACCCGAAGACAAAGCUGGCGUGAAGAAAUCGUAUGAUAACUUAAAACUAUCAGAGACAGAGUUUAUUGAUACAAACUACUCUCAUAUCGGUUUAAACAAUACGCAAAAUAAUAAUCAUGCUGAUAAUACAUACUCUCAUACACAUUUGGAGAAUGUGACACAGAAACCUGAAAUAACCGUUGGUGGUGAUGAUACGUACAACAAGUUAAACACUACAACAUUAACUAACAGUAGGGGUAAACAUAUAGAAGACACAGACACGGAAUACAACCAUGCUCAAGCUGGAGGGCAGGACCCUGAAAUCGAAGCUGAUAAUUAUUCUCAUCUGAACACAAAUAUACAAACACCAGGAAUGUCUACGACCAAAAUGUCACACCAACAAAAUGAAGAUAAUAUAAAGAAUAGAAACUUUCGACAGCUAUCUGCUAAGGAUCUUCAAUCAAAUACAGGCUAUGAAUUCGCGAAAGAUUUUGAUAAUAGUGAAAUAAAAAUGCCCAAACAGGAUGAUGCAAGAAAAAACAAGAAUAGCAACAAUUACGCUCAAGACCUUAAAUCAAAUACAGGCUAUGAGUUCGCGAAAGAUUUUGAUUAUCUGCAAAAUAGAAGUGAAGCACCCGAGUACGCAAAGGUUACAAAAAACAAACCUGAUGUGAGCAACGCUGAUAAUGCAGGUAAAGGUUCCGAAACAUCUGUCGGUACAAAACAUAACUAUUUUCUUUUAGAACCAGAGCAAAAUCAAGCACCAACUACUGCAUUAUUUAAUGUGGUUGAAGACGUGUCCACGGAGACUGACGAAAUGCCCGAGGCAGAAACGGGGCAUGAAUAUUUCACAUUAGAAAAACAAGAUAUGUUAUCGAUUCACGGUGGGAAAUACGUCAUAUGAUAUUCAAUGUUCCUAAUAUGCACACAUGUAGAUAAAAAUUUAGACUUUAUUUCGCCCAGAAAAAAUCAGAUAUCAUAUAUAAUUAAGAAUAUAUAUGCCAUUCUAUAGUGCAUUUUGGAAGGCAACAAGAGGCUUUCAAAAUGGAAAUGCGGAAUGUUAUAAUUAUCAGCGAAUGUACAAAAAAAAAGAUUUUAAGUGGUGAUAUAUUGUAAUAUUGUGAUGAUCAAAUAGUUAUGAAACAAUUAAAUUACCUAAGAUGUUCAAUGUCAUACACACAUGACUGACUUAAAAGUGCCUAUUGUCAUAGAUAGAGGAUGAAUAUUCCUAUUUUAAUGGGUGAUUCUUAAUGUGAUUCUCAUGGUAGUAACAUAACCUUUCACAUCUUUAGUUUAAUUGAAGAUUGUUUUUACUAUAUAAAUACUGUCUGAAUAUAACAAUUAUUUCUAGAUUAGAUUGUGCCAUUUGUUAGUCUGCUAAUUACUUCUUAUCAUAUGCGAAAACAUAAAUCGUAAUGCUUUUAUUUCUAUCAUAAUCAUAAGUAAUAUCUGCUUGCGUUUAAUAUAAAACCCAAUAAUAUUUUCAGAACAUUUGACCAUUCUAUUUGUUGUUAAUU
Ruditapes philippinarum (Manila clam) is the source of this 2569-nucleotide messenger RNA. RefSeq lists its product as uncharacterized. The transcript has 9 exons. The record is from RefSeq and is a predicted model, not a curated record. Bases 85 to 1956 code for a protein of 623 amino acids. NCBI's taxonomy places the organism in Eukaryota, Metazoa, Mollusca, Bivalvia, Venerida, Veneridae.